Molecule: messenger RNA, 586 nt
Organism: Meloidogyne enterolobii
Lineage: Eukaryota; Metazoa; Nematoda; Chromadorea; Rhabditida; Meloidogynidae
Source: the annotation of a GenBank genome assembly
ACUUUUAUAGUGGUAGUAUUUUCUCGAUACUGGAAGGGGAGGAAGAGAAGUGGUUGUUGGUUAGCUCUCCGGGGGGCGAGAAGUUAGUGAAGGCAACUGCCGGUCGGGCAUGUCGCAAUCGUCGGCCGGUGGCACACCGAUAGCGAGCGGGCAGUCCUGUCUGGUCGCGAUGUUGGUGAUGGUCGCGGACACGCAGUCGGAUGGGGGAGGAAAUGUUUUUGGGGGAAGAUAUUACUUUUCCCUGUGGUUGAAGAAGAGAAGAUAUAUUGAAGAAUGAGAAGAGGAGAGGAGUAGCAAUUGCUUUCCCUAAAACAGCAAAACCCCCUUUUUUCUAUUCAAACGUCCAAUAGAUUUGCCUUCCAAUGAGUCAACUAUUUCGAGAAAAAUGUUGGGAAAAGUUGGGGAUUUUUUUGACAUUGAAAUGAAUGGGUUAGGUCAAAUAAAAGUAAAUAAAUAUAUUUAUUUUCAUUAAUUUAUCCUCAUCAUUGUCGAGAUACAUUUAUUUAUUUUCGUUGUCCUCAUUUAUCCCCCAAACUAAAUUUAGCGAUUGAAAGAGGGAGAAAGGAUCAAAUUCGCAACAUUUUGG